Molecule: messenger RNA, 1269 nt
Organism: Camelina sativa (false flax)
Lineage: Eukaryota; Viridiplantae; Streptophyta; Magnoliopsida; Brassicales; Brassicaceae
Source: RefSeq, a predicted model, not a curated record
AUGGGUCGAAAAAAGAAAACCAAAAUAUGUGACAAAGUGUCACAUGGGGAAGCAGAUAGGAUAAGCCAAUUACCGGAACAUUUGAUAUGUGAAAUACUUUAUCAUCUUCCUACCAAGGAUGCUGUUAGAACCAGUGUUUUGUCUACCCAAUGGAGAUAUCUUUGGCUAUCGGUUCCUGGAUUAGACUUAGAGCCAUUCUCAAAUUCCAAUACCCUUUGUAGUCUUGUUGAGUCGUUUUUUGAUUUCCACUGGGAGUCGUGUAUACGCAAAUUCCGGGUCAAUUUCGUUCGUAAUAAUGGCAUGGAUUAUUGUCCCACCCAAUGGAUUGAUGUUGUGAUUAAGAGUAAGAUUCAGCAUCUUGAUGUUUGUUGUUUGCAGAUUCUUGAUCAGAUACCCCCGAGCAUAUAUACUUGUGAGAGACUAGUACACUUACGACUCUAUUGGGCUUUCUUACCAAAUGCCGAGUUUGUUUGCUUACCUUGUCUGAAGAUCAUGCAUUUAGAACAUUUUCGCUAUCCCAAUGAGGCCACGUUGGAGAAACUUAUCUCAGGCUCUCUAGCUCUGGAGGAUUUAACCAUCAUCAAAACGUCAAGGGAGAGUAAAGAUAAGGUACAAGUGCGCUCUCAUACACUGAAGAGAAUCCGUAUCGAUUACUCCACGCAAGUUGUGAUUGAUGCACCUCUACUCCAGUGUCUGAAGACUAAGGUUUACUUGACAAAGAACUUUGAGAUCCUCAAUUCUGGUUUCUCUGGUAAACUAGAUAUUGAUUCCGUAAAGGAAUAUAGAGAAGGCAUGAUUUGCGAUAUCCUCACCGAUGUCACCGAUACUUGGAGGGUCAAGGAUCUAGUUAUUAGUAACCUUAUUUGGAAGAUAUUUCAAUACUUUAAAUCGGGACCAGUGCUUCAGUUUCGUGACCUAUCCCGCUUGAAUGUUAAAUUUUCUAAAUCUGAUCUUGAAAUGUUGCCAAUCCUUCUUGAGAGCUGCCCAAAACUAGAAUCUUUCGUAUUGGAAUUGGUCAAGGGCCAAUACAUGUUUCGUGAGAAGAAAGAUCCAAAGGUGAUGUUUUCAACAGUGCCUCAGUGUUUGGUAUCAUCGCUAAAGUUUGUGGAAUGGAAACGUGCGUUCUCAUUGCUUGAUGCUUAUUAUACCGAAAAAGCUAAGUGUGCCCUCCUUCAAGAACUCCUUGCAAUGUCAAGAUGCUCUAGCAUUUGUCAAAUCCAUUAUUCUUUCAUUCCUAGGAAAAAAUCUAUUGAAUAUUUCGUUGGUUGA